AUGUCAAUAAAGCUAGGCAAUGUCCCAACAAUUGUGGUGUCAUCACCUGAAGCGGUAAAGCUAUUUUUAGAGACCCACAAUGUUGUUUUCGCCAGUAGGCCAAAACUCCAAUUUGCUGAUUACAUCUCCUAUUGUAACAAAGGCUUGGUUUUUGCACCAUACGGGUCAUACUGGCGCACAAUGAGGAAAUGGUGCACACUGAGGAAGGAGGUGGAGUCAUUGGUGGAUCGAAUAAAGAGGGCAGCGACAAGUGGCCAAGUGGUGGAUCUUAGUGCUAAGGCAAUUGAAUUGAUGGAGAAUAUCAUGUAUAGAAUGAUCAUAGGCCGAAGUAAAGAUGUUAAAUUCGACUUGAAACCACUUAUUCAAGAGAGCCUCAAGUUAUCGAGACAUUUCAACAUAGCAGAUUAUGUGACGUUCCUUGUUCCAUUUGAUCUUCAGAGCCUAUUGCCUUUGAGGGUCUUGGUUGUGCAUUGUUUUAUGACUGACUCGUGUUUGAAAGAAGAGAAGCAGGAGCUAUUUUUGUUGGUUUAUUUGGUUGCUGCAAAGAUGAGCUUUUCACCACCUCCUUCACCUAUUUUUGUUGGUGAAAACUACAACAUUUGGGCUGUGAAAAUGAAGAAAUACCUACAGGCACAUGACCUAUGGAAUAUUAUUCAAAAUGACACAAAGCCACCUCCCUUGAGAGCAAAUCCAACCAUAGCUCAGAUCGGGUAG
Messenger RNA from Gossypium arboreum, 714 nucleotides. RefSeq names its product cytochrome P450 CYP736A12-like. The transcript has 3 exons. The coding region runs from base 1 to 714 and encodes 237 amino acids. NCBI's taxonomy places the organism in Eukaryota, Viridiplantae, Streptophyta, Magnoliopsida, Malvales, Malvaceae. The record is from RefSeq and is a predicted model, not a curated record. Gene Ontology annotation, molecular function: heme binding; iron ion binding; oxidoreductase activity, acting on paired donors, with incorporation or reduction of molecular oxygen.